UCCUGUCCAACAGCAGGAGCAGAAGUCUGAGUCAAGUAGGAUAUAGAAGGAGUCAGGAGGCGAAACGGGUUGCACGGAGCGGGUACUCAAUUUAAGAUUGUAAAUAAGUUUGGUAAGGUGGUGCAGAAACGCAGUAGAAAGCGAGGAAACCUGCAGCGCAGACAAAGAGAUUUCAGCCUUGCAGCGUUAAACCUCCCAACAUCUGGUUUGGAGGACGGGGCGAGCAGGAGUGAGAAAGUUUAGAGGCGGAGAGAGAAUUAUCUCCGCUGGCGAAAAUGCUCUGAAUUUGGAGUUUAGUUUACCUGCAUGAGCCAUAGACAGACUUGGUGGUCGUGUGAAGUGACAAGAGUUUGGGGGGGAGAUUGGAUUGGAAAGGUCUCAGAGGGCUUGAAGUCCACCUGGAGCGACCAGAAAAUGAAUUAGUUCAAAGGCCCAGUUGCAAAGAGUUCUAGCCAGAAAGAAGGCUCAGUCACCUCCUCCCUAAAGAGCCAGGCCUACGCCCAUGGAUGAGGAGAGGAGUGCCGCUGCCAUUUCGCGAGAGCCACCUGACGAUGGAGACCCCGGUUUGCCAGCUCCACAACCAAGUUCGCAAACAAGCACAAACGCAGAGAGAGAAAACAGCUGUCCGAGCCCACAGCCCUGCCCUGGAGUUGAUGUGGGCCACACCUACACUGAGCCCCUCAUAUUGAGGUUAAAUGGCACCCCAGAACGGUUGCAAGGCGAUGAUGGCGACAACUGCCUCUCCGGCACCAGCAAUCCAGAUUUGGCGCUUACAGCACCUUACAAGAGUAUCACAUCUCAACCGGCAGCCAGAUCCACGCCCAUCCACCACACCCAGCCAUGUCGGUCACAGCCCAGCAGCCAGAUACGCAGUGAAGCCAAGAACCACGCACACACACGCUCCCCUCACACGCACUGUCCGAAUCACACGCACACACCUCACACGCAUGUACUCCAGUCCAACGGGGUCAGGAAUCCUAAGCUGGGCUCCCUACCGAGAGGCGGCUCAUCCACCUCCUCAUCUUCUUCAGCGGGACCCAAACACACUAAGAAAUUGCAGUCCAACCCUUCCAUCAACUCACAGAGCAGCAAGAGAAGCAAGAGCAGCUCCAAGAGCAACAGCUCCCAGAUUCCCACAGAGGCACAGGACGACUGCUGUGUUCACUGUAUUUUGGCGUGUCUCUUUUGUGAGUUUCUAACCCUGUGCAACAUUAUGCUGGACUGUGCCACAUGCGGCUCCUGUGUGGGAGAGGACUCGUGUUUCUGCUGCUGCUGCAUCACCGAGGAAUGUGGCGACUGUGACCUGCCCUGUGAUAUGGACUGUGGGAUCAUCGACGCCUGCUGUGAGUCUGCAGACUGCCUGGAGAUCUGCAUGGAGUGCUGCAGCCUUUGCUUCUCUUCCUGAGGCCCCUUAGCCAACGCAACAUAUCUGCUAUGCAUUUUUACAAAGCCCAGGAGCAAGUUCGAGCAGCGUCUUGUCAGAUAUAAGAAGUGCUACACCCAGUCGCUGUUCCCUGGACAUUGCGGUUCAUACUGUAUUGGCUGGUCUUGUAGGCUCCGCAAAAUGUCCAAUGUUUCCUACAGGCGAAAGAUUGUGACCUAAUGCUGAAAUCGGUCACCGGUGAUUUAUUCUUUCCUCUACUGAUCACGCAAUGACACAGUAAACUUCACUUCGUUGUCUUUGCUGUUGGCUCAUUGCUACACAGCUGGGUGAAUGGUGUGGACUGAAUUGUAGUUGUGGUCUAUGAGCGUAUGCCCGGCUAUGCAGACUCUGGACCCUCAUGGAACAAGCCAUUAUUACAAUGGAGCCCCUUGUGCCGUCUGAAUGACUGGAGUUCUCCAAGCAUGAAAAAUGACCUCUAAAGGCAAAUGAGAAAAUGGCUCAAUUUAACCGGAUUUUAGUGUUUCUGUAGAUAAGAGCAGCAGCAUAAUGGGAAAAUGGAUGCUCAGAUCUCAGUAGAAACGUAGUCUGUCCUUCUGUCCUUUCCAAGGUUAAAGUCUGGUAGUUUGAUUGCGUACAUUGGCCUUUGUGACACACACACACACAGUCAAACGUUGAAUCCAGCCCUGUCUUUGUCCUUGUUACAUUGUACAAAACAGAGAAAACAUAAAUGGUGGCUUGUGGCAAUAUUAGUGACUUUUUUUUGUUAAUAUGCAUCUUUCUCUGACUGACCUAUUGUGAAAAGAGAUCAUCAUGAGAUUGUUGUGCUUCAGCCUAGAUUUGAGUCCUGUUAAAUCAGUACUGUAAGGAACAGACAUCACAGAGCGAAUGGUUGAUAGCAUUUGCAGUAGAGUCUUUUUUUUAAAUAUGUGAAAAUUCAUUUAUUAUUUUGCAUCUUGUUUACUUUUACAUUUUAUUUUAGGGGCUUUGACUGUAUUCAAUGAAUUCUCGCUCAUCUGGUGAAGGACUGGAAGGCAUCAUCUGCUUUUUAAUACGUUUCAUUUUUCCUCCGUCGUUCAUACUAUGUGAACAAAUGGCCUCGGCUUAGCUUAAGGCCUGAAUUUUCAAGUAGUUUCUUUGCCUUUACCAAAUCUCUAUUAAUCCUUGUUUUGUAGAUUUUAGUUAAGAUAUUUGCAUCUCUCCUCUAAUGUGAAAAUCACAUUUCUGUGUUAUCGGGUUUUGCUGGGCUCUCUGUAAGGCAGACAUUGCUCAACAUCUAAUUUAAUUCCUUGAGUGAAAAUCUCAAGACAUUAUGCUAAGUUAGAUCCAUGUGCUCGUAGUAUGAAUGGUACACUCUUGAUAGCAGGCCUGCACUCUCGUACGCUCCGGCGCAUACCUUCUUCAACUCAAUACCUCUUGAGAUGUCAUCUAGAUCUGUUGUGCAUUUUAUAAUUACUUGAUACAAAUCUCUCUUUUCUCUGAUGAAAUACUGUUAGAGAAAUCCUUUAUUUUAAUAGUUUACUGUUACUGGAACUGAGUUUCUUGACCUAUAAUUACAUGUAAAUAGAAGUGCUAAUGUGGCUGUGUUUGAUUAAACCCUAUUUUAAGGGUUGCAAUCUCACACUGAUGAUGAAAACACAUUACAGUUUAAAUCAACUUCCUGACACCAAAGUAAAAAAUUCUGAAGCCAGCAAAUAUUACUCAAGAAGAGUUGCCUGAUUUUGACAUCAGUGUUCAGCUGACUAAAUUUUCAGUGACAUUGUGAAGAAGGGCUGAAAUGUUUUAACUCCUUACCCCUUGAAACCUUACUAGUAGUAAUCUUUGAAGCUCUUUUCUUAACUGAGCGGCUUCUCUCAUAUUUCAGGUCUGCUUGUAGAACAAGAGGACUGCGUUCGCAUCAUAUCGUGGUGAGGGUGGUCUCUGCCUGUGUAGCUACCCUUGGAAAAACCCAGAAACUAUUCUAAUGGUCAUCAAACUACGUCUUUAUUGAUAUAUACUAAGGUGUCAAAACUUGUCAUUAAGGGUACAUGGGAGGUCUUUAAAUGUUGCUUUUAUACUGUUCAAGCAGUACAUAUACUUUUUAUGAUGAAGAUUUUUGUUGUUCCAUGGCAGAAAAUGGGGGCAUAUAUGACAACUAAAACAAAACAAAAAAAUCUUUAAUAGCAUCAGCAGCCACCCAGAAUUGCAGAAUUAGAAUUAGAGAAUUAGAGAUGCAAUUGGUGCAUCUCUAAUUAAUAUCUGACUGGACAUAUCAUUCAAAUUUAGGGACAUUCUGAUUAACUGACGCAAAGAGCCCUGGAAAACAUGCCAUUAUUAAAGUACAGAGAGGUUUAUGAAGGGAGAACUAAUUAUCCAAGGAUAUAGCAUGUAUAGAAGUGAUAACAAUAUUAUUUCUUUAUAUUUACAAAAUAUUCCAAGUGGAUAUUCAUAUAAUGGUGCUUCAUCUAAGGAUCUACUUCUGUGUCACCAGACUAAACCAAAUAUCUCUGGUGUGUGCAAGGUUAACAUUUCCUUAACAACACUGGUUCGUUAACAAUGGAGAAUAAAUAAUAAAAAAUAGUUUUGUACCACUGGAAUAGAUUUCAUUUAUGUGCCUGCAUUGCUACAGAGUCAACAAAUAUAAUAGUACCACCAGACUCUAUUGUUAAAAGUGAAGGGCUAUUCUACGUAGAGCCUAGCCAGUAUGAGAUUUUAAAGCUCGAUAUUGAUAUUUCGUGAUGUAAAAAGCUGAUAUUCCGAUAUAUCGGCCCAUAUCGUUUUUUCUUCCAUGCACACAAAACAGGAUUUCCUUUACAUCUGUUAUAUGUAGCUAUUUAUUCGCUCGUUUACGAUUUUCCCGACUCUGCUGGUUGUUGUGUUUGUUCCAAACAUGUGUUGCAAACACAUAAGUUGCAGAGUGCCCUCAAGUGGACAUCGUCAACACCCAUGAUUUAAGGGUGUUUCUCCCAUGUCUUGUUUAGUUUUUUUUAAUUAUCAUUUAUCAACUGCUAUAAAUGACAACAGCCAUAGGUUAGCAAAUCACUAUUACUGGCAAGUAAUAUCCAUUCUGCCAGUUAGUUUACCUUACUAUGCAAUCUACUUGGCUAAGAUGUGUAAAAUUAUGAAUACGUAGUUUCAUGUUUCCUACCAUCAAAUUUUAUGCCUUGAACAAAGACAACCCAUUUGAAAUGCUUUUUCUAAUCAUUUAUGGUUUGUCAAAAUCCCAGACUAUAAGUUUCAAGGCUCUUAGCACUCUGCUGCAGUUUCUCCCUGAGCUCAGACUCCAGUGUAAAGCAGGCAAUCUUUUAGGCCUUUAAAACCAGGAUUAAUUCAGUGUGGGAAACUCACUGAACUUGCUUGUUGCGUUUAACUUAUUUUAUGUAACUUAAAUUCUCCAACAAAGGCUUUUUUUUACUCUGUUAACAUUUGACACUAUCUUGUGAGUUCUACAUUUUUCCAAAAGUAGCUUCAUCUAAGCUUUUCAGAAGAUAAAACAUAAUUGUGAACUAUAAACGCUCAGGAAGAAGGUGCAGCUUGUUUGAAUCCAGGUUGUACUAAAACAAAAAAAAUUGUACAGUUCAGUUAAAUUUCUUUAAAUAUAUUUUAUGAUUCAGUCAUUUCAUAUUAUUUUAUGUUUUGUUUCCCAGCUUAUAGAAAAUGGAUAUGGUCUGGAGGUACUGAAAAUGCUGUUUACUUGGUCUGGUGAUGGAGAGCACUCUCUGUCUGGACGUUGAAAGUUCCUAGAUGAGCGCCAGUUUUGCACUUAGAUCAAUCUCUAGAACAUAGAGAUGGUUUUGAGAUGUGGAUCUGAUGUGUUUAUAUCAAACAGUUCAUCAUCUCGUUUCGAAUAUUUCCCUUGUAUUCAGAGAAGCUAUUAUGGUAAUACUGGAAGAAAACAAGUUUGCUUUCAGUGAUUUUCAUGCUCAGUAUUAUUGUUUUGGGUUUUUUUUUACUCACAUUGACCAAAGAAAUGUCUGUUGGCUUUUAUGGCUUUUUUAUCUUAUUAUGGGAAUGGAAUAGAAUUGAAUUUCCAAAUUGAAUUUAAGGGCUGGCCAUCUCUGUUAAUAGUAUGAAAGUUAUCCAUAUCCCAGCUUAAAUGUUAGUAGACUGUAGUCCACUAUAAUGUUGUUUUGUUUACAUUUUUCCCAUGUAAUGUCUAUUUGAGUUGCUAUUCUGAACGUUGCCUUAACUUUUUGUUUAAUACUGAAUAAACAAUGUGA
This is a messenger RNA of Neolamprologus brichardi, 5580 nucleotides long. RefSeq names its product MyoD family inhibitor (gene mdfi). The record is from RefSeq and is a predicted model, not a curated record. Lineage: Eukaryota; Metazoa; Chordata; Actinopteri; Cichliformes; Cichlidae.